Molecule: messenger RNA, 619 nt
Organism: Aedes aegypti (yellow fever mosquito)
Lineage: Eukaryota; Metazoa; Arthropoda; Insecta; Diptera; Culicidae
Product: lysozyme-like
Exons: 2
Coding region: 58-504 (148 amino acids)
Molecular function (GO): lysozyme activity
Source: RefSeq, a predicted model, not a curated record
UUCCAAAGACUGAUUCAAACAGUCCGUGCGAAAAAUCGGUGUUCAAACACCAUCAGAAUGGGAAACGCAAAGUUGCCGAUCGUACUGGUAGGACUUUUUGUCCUACUGGCAUCCACAAUCGAAGCAAAAAAGUUCGACAAAUGUUCGCUGGCCAAGGCUUUGCUGGCUCAAGGAUUCAGCAAAGCAGAUCUACGUAACUGGGUCUGUCUGGUGCAGAAUGAAAGCAGCAUGGACACCAACAAGAAGCACAACAACAGCAAUGGAUCCACCGAUUGGGGCCUGUUCCAGAUCAACGAUCGAUACUGGUGCGAUCCACAGGACAAGAAGAAAAAGACCUCGAACGAGUGUAAGGUCAAAUGUUCGGAAUUCCUGAAAAGUGACAUCAGCAAGGCUUCCACAUGUGCGAAAAAAAUCUACAAACGACACGGUUUUAGCGCCUGGUACGGAUGGACAAACAAAUGUAAAGGCAAAGUUCUUCCCGAUUUGAGCAAGUGCAAACUGUGAAAAAUGGGGACAAACAAAUAAUGUUUCGAGACAAAUAAUACUAUGAAUAAAAUUUACACUAUACUUCUGGUAUUUGAAAGAAGACUUCAAAAUAUGAUGCUUCCAAAAAAAAUAA